Phasianus colchicus (ring-necked pheasant) is the source of this 9656-nucleotide messenger RNA. The record is from RefSeq and is a predicted model, not a curated record. Lineage: Eukaryota; Metazoa; Chordata; Aves; Galliformes; Phasianidae.
GAGCCGAGCCGAGCCGAGCCUGCUGCGGACAAAGGCGGCGGCCCGUGCCGGGCAUGGCGGUGGGAGGUGGCUGAGCCGCGGUGCCAAGCGGAGCGGAGCGGGGCUGCCCCCGCGGCGGGGCCGGCGUGGCCAUGGGAUUCUUGCACCAGCUCCAUCUCCUGCUCUGGAAGAACGUGACGCUGAAGCGGCGCAGCCCGUGGGUGCUGGCCUUCGAGAUCUUCAUCCCGCUGGUGCUCUUCUUCAUCCUCCUGGGGCUGAGGCAGAAGAAGCCGACCAUCCCUGUGAAGGAAGUCUCUUUCUACACGGCGGCUCCGCUCACCUCGGCUGGGAUCCUGCCUGUCAUGCAGUCCCUGUGUCCUGACGGCCAGCGCGAUGAGUUUGGCUUCCUGCAGUACUCCAACUCCACGGUGACGCAGCUCCUGGAGCACCUCAGCGAGGUGGUGGAGCAGAGCAACUUGUUUGACCCGGAGCACCCAGGCCUGGAGGAGGAGCUGGAGUCCCUGCGUCGGCGCCUGGAGGCCCUCAGCAGCAGCGAGCCCAGCUCCAUGGAGACCCACUUCAGCAGCCAGGCAGGAUCUGGUUUCACACUGGAGUGGGCAGCUAAGGACCGGGGGGAACUGCACCGCUUCCUCACACAGAACUUGUCCCUCCCCAAUGGCACAGCCGAGCUCCUCCUGGGCUCCAGCGUUGACCUGCGGGAGGUGUACCGCCUGCUGUUUGGGGCCUCUCCUUUGGCACCUGAUGACACCCAUGAGCGAGACUUGUGGGAUCGGUUUGGACACAGUGAGAAGAUGGCACAGCUGGAGAAGAGCCUCCCCAGUGGCUGGAAGAGCCUGCAGGAGGGGCUGGUCCACAGGGCCCUGCGCGACCCCUCUGCAGCCCUGCAGCGGCCGGCACUGCUCCGCCUGCUGUCCCAGGCCCUGGGCCUCGCCAGUGCUGCCGCAGCCCCCGCUGGCUCCUACAGUCCCCAGGCCUUUGUUGCUGAGAUGGAGCGCAUCCUCUUCACGGCACCGGUUCUGGAGCAGCUGACGUGUGAGCAGAGCUUGGGGACGCUGCGCCGCCUCCUGCGUGUGGCUCCCAGCCAGCAGCCGCUGCUGCAGGCGUACCGCGUGCUGGCAUGCAAUGGCAGCCGGGCAGCCCGCGAGGAGCGCUUUGCUCAGCUGGCUGCUGAGCUGCGGGACCAGAUGGACACCCCCAAGAUUGUCAGCAGGCUGCAGCUGGAUGAGGUGAACAGCACAGCAGCCCAGCACCGGCUCCGCACCCUCCUGGAGGACCUCGUGGAGAUGGAGAAGGUUCUCCGUGACAUGGACAUCCUCUCAGCACUGGCCAGACUCCUGCCCAGGGGGGCCUGUGCCACCAAGGCCCCGCUGCCCACGGCCAACAGCACUGGCUGGGCCAGCGCCAACGCCACUGCCAGCAACACCACGAUGGAGGAGGAGGGUGCUGGGGGGGACCCGGCGGGCGGCGAUAACCCCCAGGGGCAGUUCUCAGCCUUUGUGCAGCUCUGGGCUGGGCUGCAGCCCAUCCUCUGCGGCAACAACCGGACCAUUGAACCUGAGGCACUGAAGCAGGGCAACAUGAGCUCUCUGGGCUUCACCAGCAAGGAGCAGCGAAACCUGGGCCUCCUCGUGCAUCUUAUGACCAGCAAUCCCAAAAUCCUAUAUGCGCCUGUGGGUACUGAAGUGGACAAAGUCAUCCUGAAGGCCAACGAGACCUUUGCCUUUGUGGGCAAUGUCACCCACUAUGCCAAGGUGUGGUUGAACAUUUCCCCCGAGAUCCGAGCCUACCUGGAGGAGGGGAGACUGCAGAGACGCAUCCGCUGGCUGCAGCAGUUCACUGCUGACAUCCACAAGCACCCAGAGAUUCUGAACAUCUCCGACAAUGACCUUCUGCACAGCUUUUUCAAUGGCAACUUCUCCUUGCCCAACGCCAGUGUCCUGCUCCAGCAGCUGGACACCAUUGAUAAUGCUGCCUGCGGCUGGGUCCACUUCAUGGCCAAGGUCAGCGUGGACAUCUUCAAGGGCUUCCCAGAUGAGGAGAGCAUCGUCAACUACACGCUAAACCAGGCCUACCAGGACAAUGUCACAGUCUUUGCCAGUGUGAUCUUCCAGACCAACAAGGAUGGCUCACUGCCCCCACAUGUCAUGUAUAAGAUCCGGCAGAAUUCCAGCUUCACUGAGAAGACCAACGAGAUCCGGCGGGCAUACUGGCGGCCUGGUCCCAACACUGGCGGCCGUUUCUAUUUCCUCUAUGGCUUUGUCUGGAUCCAGGACAUGAUGGAGCGUGCCCUCAUCAACACGUUCGUUGGCCAUGAUGUGGUGGAACCUGGAAACUACGUGCAGAUGUUCCCAUAUCCAUGUUACACGCGGGAUGACUUUCUCUUCGUCAUUGAGCAUAUGAUGCCCCUGUGCAUGGUGAUCUCUUGGGUCUACUCAGUGGCCAUGAUGAUCCAGCAUAUUGUGACAGAGAAGGAACAUCGCCUGAAAGAGGUGAUGAAGAUGAUGGGCUUGAACAAUGCAGUGCAUUGGGUGGCUUGGUUCAUCACCGGCUUUGUCCAGCUCUCCAUCUCAGUCACGGCACUCACCGCCAUCCUGAAGUAUGGCAAGGUCCUGAUGCACAGCGACGUCCUCAUCAUCUGGCUCUUUCUUGCCAUCUACGCUGUGGCAACCAUCAUGUUCUGUUUCCUGGUAUCGGUGCUCUACUCCAAAGCCAAGCUGGCUUCUGCCUGCGGUGGCAUCAUCUAUUUCCUCAGUUACGUGCCCUACAUGUAUGUGGCCAUCCGGGAGGAAGUGGCUCAUGACAAGAUCACAGCAUUUGAGAAGUGCAUCGCGUCUCUCAUGUCUACCACGGCAUUUGGGCUGGGCUCCAAGUACUUUGCACUGUACGAAGUGGCUGGUGUGGGCAUCCAGUGGCACACUUUCAGCCAAUCGCCUGUGGAAGGAGAUGACUUCAACCUCAUGCUGUCCAUGAUGAUGCUGAUCAUUGAUGCCGUGGUGUACGGGGUGCUCACAUGGUACAUUGAGGCUGUGCACCCAGGCAUGUUCGGCCUGCCGCGGCCCUGGUACUUCCCCUUCCAGAAGUCCUACUGGCUGGGCAACGGGCGAGUGGAGACCUGGGAGUGGACGUGGCCCUGGUCCCGCACCACACGCCUCAGCGUCAUGGAGGAGGAUCAGGCCUGUGCCAUGGAGAGCAGGAGGCUGGAAGAGACACGGGGCAUCGAGGAGGAGCCGACUCACCUCCCCUUGGUUGUCUGCAUUGACAAGCUCACCAAGGUCUACAAAACUGACAAGAAGCUGGCACUGAACAAGCUGAGCCUCAACCUCUAUGAGAACCAAGUGGUGUCCUUCCUGGGGCACAACGGUGCAGGCAAAACCACCACCAUGUCCAUCCUGACUGGCUUAUUCCCACCGACCUCAGGCUCAGCUACCAUCUAUGGUCAUGAUAUCCGGACAGAGAUGGAUGAGAUCCGGAAAAACUUGGGCAUGUGUCCCCAGCACAACGUGCUCUUCGACAGACUGACAGUGGAAGAGCACCUCUGGUUCUACUCACAGCUCAAGAGCAUGGCAGAAGAGGAGAUCCGCAAGGAGAUGGACAAGAUGAUUGAGGACCUGGAGCUCUCCAACAAACGCCAUUCCUUAGUGCAGACCCUCUCAGGGGGCAUGAAGAGAAAACUGUCAGUGGCCAUCGCCUUUGUGGGUGGGUCGCGGGCUGUGAUCCUGGAUGAGCCCACAGCUGGAGUUGACCCAUAUGCACGCAGAGCCAUCUGGGACCUCAUCCUCAAGUACAAGCCAGGGAGGACCAUCCUGCUGUCCACCCAUCACAUGGAUGAGGCUGAUUUGCUGGGCGACCGCAUUGCCAUCAUCUCCCAUGGCAAGCUCAAGUGCUGCGGCUCCCCACUCUUCCUCAAGAGUACCUAUGGAGAUGGCUACAAGCUGACGGUGGUAAAGAGGCAGUCGGACACCAGGAACAGUACAGAAUCCGGCCAGCCCCACAGUCCUCCAGGCCACUCCUCCGUCAGCCCCUGCUCUGAGCCCCGCGUCUCUCAGUUCAUCAAGAAGUAUGUGGCCUCCUGCCUCCUCAUCUCAGAUACCAACACCGAGCUCUCCUAUAUCCUGCCCAGUGAGGCCGUCAAGAAGGGCUGCUUCGAGAGGCUCUUCCAGCACUUGGAGCAGAGCCUGGAGGAGCUAGACCUCACCAGUUUUGGGCUGAUGGAUACCACGCUCGAGGAGGUCUUCCUGAAAGUAUCUGAGGAAGACCAGUCCCUAGAGAACAGUGAUGUGGACAUGAAGGAGUCCAAGAAGGAUGCUCUGCAGCCGCCCGUCCCUGAGCUGGGCCCGAAGCCAGAGGCCAACAGGGAGCCCCUGGCGGAGAUGGACGUACCUGAGAAACCCGAGGUGGAGCUCAGCAACCUGGUGACCUGCUCCAAGCUAGCGCAGUCACAGGCAUCCCUGCGCUCAGUCUCCUCAGUGGGCUCCGUACGGGGUGACGAAGGUGGGGCUUAUUCCGAGUUCUUUGGGGAUUACUCUCCGUUGUUUGACAAUCGUCAGGACCCUGAUAACAUCAGUCUGCAAGACCAAGAGGCUGAUGUGGAGGCGGAGGACCACGACCUGGCUGGGCAGGGGAGCUUCAAGCUGGAGGGCUCAUGGCUGAAGCUGCGCCAGUUCCACGGACUGAUCGUCAAACGCUUCCACUGUGCCAAGCGUAACACCAAGGCCCUCUUCUCUCAGAUCCUCCUGCCUGCCUUCUUUGUCUGCGUGGCCAUGACUGUGGCACUCUCUGUGCCUGAAAUAGGUGACCUGCCACCCCUCAUCCUCUCCCCCUCGCAGUACCACAACUACACCCAGCCCAAGGGCAAUUUCAUUCCUUACGCCAACGAGGAACGGCGUGAGUACCGCCUCAGGCUGUCUCCUGACGCUAGCCCACAGCAGCUGGUGAACACCUUCCACCUGCCCUCUGGUGUGGGGGCCACCUGUGUGCUCAAGACAGCCUUCAACAACACAUUGGACCAGCCCAUGCAGACCCUGAACCUCAACAGCAACGAGUCCAAGAUGCUGGCAGCCAAGUACUUUGAUGCUAUGUGCAUUGACUCCUUCACCCAGGGCCUGCCACUCUCCAACUUCGUGCCACCACCUCCAUCCCCAGCACCUUCUGACUACCCUGUCUCAAUGGAUGAAGACCUGCUGCGUGCUUGGAACUCCACAAUCUUUUCUACCAUCAAAGAGACUGUCACCUCUGCUCCCUCCCUGCCCCGCAUCAUCCAUGAGCCCAUCAAGUGCACGUGCUCCAUGCAAGGGACUGGCUUCUCCUGCCCCAGUGGCGUGGGGGGCCACCCACCGCAGAUGAAGGUGGUGACGGGGGACAUCCUGGCAGACAUCACAGGGCGCAAUGUUUCUGAGUACCUGCUCUACACCUCGGACCGCUUCCGGCUGCACAGGUACGGAGCACUCACCUUUGGUAACGUCCAGAAAUCCAUCCCAGCUUCCUUUGGGGCCAGAGCUCCUGCCAUGGUGCGCAAGAUUGCAGUCCGAAGAACAGCCCAGGUCUUCUACAACAACAAGGGCUACCACAGCAUGCCCACCUACCUCAACGCUCUCAACAACGCCAUCCUGCGAGCCAACCUGCCCAAGAGCAAAGGCAACCCUGCUGCCUAUGGCAUCACAGUCACCAACCAUCCCAUGAACAAGACCAGCGCCAGCCUGUCCCUGGAUUACCUCCUGCAAGGCACGGAUGUGGUGAUUGCCAUCUUCAUCAUCGUGGCCAUGUCCUUUGUGCCGGCCAGCUUUGUGGUGUUCCUGGUGGCUGAGAAGGCCACCAAGGCCAAACACCUGCAGUUUGUGAGCGGCUGCGACCCUGUCAUCUACUGGCUGGCCAACUAUGUGUGGGAUAUGCUGAACUACCUGGUGCCAGCCACAUGCUGUAUCAUUAUCCUGUUCGUGUUUGACCUCCCGGCAUACACCUCUCCCACCAACUUCCCUGCCGUCCUCUCACUCUUCCUGCUGUACGGCUGGUCCAUCACCCCUAUCAUGUAUCCUGCCUCCUUCUGGUUUGAGGUGCCCAGCUCUGCCUAUGUCUUCCUCAUCGUCAUCAACCUCUUCAUUGGCAUCACAGCCACCGUUGCCACGUUCCUGCUGCAGCUCUUUGAGCAUGACAAGGAUUUGAAGUUGGUGAACAGCUACCUGAAGAGCUGCUUCCUUGUGUUCCCUAACUACAACCUGGGCCAUGGCUUGAUGGAGAUGGCCUACAAUGAAUACAUCAAUGAAUACUAUGCCAAGAUCGGGCAAUUUGAUAAAAUGAAAUCACCUUUCGAAUGGGACAUCGUGACACGAGGGCUCGUUGCUAUGACAAUCGAAGGCUUCGUCGGCUUCUUCAUCACCAUCAUGUGCCAAUACAACUUCUUCCGGAAGCCCCAGCGGCUCCCAGUCUCCACCAAACCCAUUGAAGAUGACAUCGAUGUGGCCAACGAGCGGCACCGCGUCCUGCGCGGCGAUGCUGACAACGACAUGCUGAAGAUUGAGAACCUCACCAAGGUGUACAAGUCCCGCAAGAUCGGGCGCAUCCUGGCUGUGGACCGGCUGUGUGUGGGUGUGCGGCCGGGGGAGUGCUUCGGGCUGCUGGGCGUCAAUGGUGCGGGGAAGACGACCACCUUCAAGAUGCUGACAGGGGAUGAGAGCACGACGGGAGGAGAGGCCUUCGUUAAUGGGCACAGCAUCCUGAAGGAGCUCCUCCAGGUCCAGCAGAGUUUGGGCUACUGCCCCCAGUUUGACGCGCUCUUUGAUGAGCUGACAGCCCAGGAGCACCUGGAGCUCUACACGCGCCUGCGUGGCAUUCCCUGGAAGGAUGAGGAGAGGGUGGUGAAGUGGGCGCUGAAGAAGCUUGAACUGACCAAGUACGCUGACAAGCCUGCCAGCACCUACAGUGGAGGCAACAAGAGGAAGCUGUCCACAGCCAUCGCUCUGAUUGGAUACCCAGCCUUCAUCUUCCUGGAUGAGCCUACUACAGGGAUGGACCCCAAGGCACGGCGCUUCCUCUGGAACCUCAUCCUGGAUGUCAUCAAGACAGGCCGCUCCGUAGUGCUCACAUCUCACAGCAUGGAGGAAUGUGAGGCGCUCUGUACCCGUCUGGCCAUCAUGGUGAAUGGGCGGCUGAAAUGUCUUGGCAGCAUCCAGCACCUGAAGAACAGGUUUGGUGAUGGCUACAUGAUUACAGUGCGCACAAAGUCCAGCCUCAAUGUCAAGGAGGUGGUGAGGUUCUUCAACCGCAACUUCCCUGAGGCCAUCCUCAAGGAGAGGCACCACACUAAGGCCCAGUACCAGCUCAAAUCGGACCAGAUCUCACUGGCACAGGUCUUCAGCAAGAUGGAGCAGGUGGUGGAUGUGCUGGGCAUUGAGGACUACUCUGUCAGCCAGACCACCCUGGACAACGUGUUUGUGAAUUUUGCCAAGAAGCAAAGCGACAACCUGGAGCAGCAAGAGACAAGCCCCAGCUGUGCCCUGCAGUCCCCCUGGGAGCGUGUGCUGAGCCUGCUGCGCCCGCGGGCUGCGCCCACAGAGCUGCGGGCUCUGGUGGUGGAGGAGCAGGAGGACCUGGAGACAGAUGAUGAAGGCCUCAUCAGCUUCGAGGAGGAGAGGGCUCAGCUGUCAUUUAACACAGACACGCUGUGCUGAGGAGCUGAGGAGGAGCCACAUCCCCAGGCUGUGAUGCCAUUGAACACUUUUCGCCUUUCCCCUCCCUUCGCCCCUGUCGUGUGGAUGCAGCUGGCAUGGGGAUGUGGAUGGCUGCCUCCUGCCCUGCUGCUGAGGAGGACGUGGUGGGUGCAGCACCAGCCCUGAUGGACCCUGCAAGCCACUACCCCAGCCCUCCUUGUCCCGUUCAGCUCCAGGGCCGUGUCCCCAUGCCACACUUGUGGCUGCUGCCCUCGCCAGCUCGCCGGGCUGGCACAUGCCACGAACAGUCUGGGAGAAGAGAAGAGAAGAGAAGAGAAGAGAAGAGAAGAGAAGAGAAGAGAAGAGAAGAGAAGAGAAGAGAAGGAUGUGAUGCCAGUGCCACCAGUCCCACACGUCCCAGGGCGGGGAGAAGGCCAGUGAGAGCGGUGCCUUCGGGCAGCCACGUUGCACCCACCCCAGGGACCCCUGACUAUGGGAAUGCCCCUGUUCCGUCCCAGCCCUGGUGUGAUCAGAGGAAGGACUGUUGCAUUCUCCUUGUUGCCAUCGCUUGCUGGGCUUGGUGCUGGCCAUGGCAUCGCACGGGCUCAGUGGCUCAGUACGGAAGGGGCCGGAGCUCCAGUGCUUCACCCUUGUUUGAUCACUGCUGCCGGUGCUGCUGCCAGGACCUUGCUGUGCCCUCACCCCCGUGAGCCCCCAGCUCACUGCCAUGUCCCAGGCUGCUCUUGCCUGGGCCUGGUCCUGGGCCCACUCUGCCUUGCCUUCCCCGGCUUGCUCUGUGCACUCAGUGCCAUCCCUGGGGCAGGGCACUACUACCCAUGCCAAGAGGCACGUGGUGGGGCAGAGGGGUAUUUCACAGGGUAUUUCACAUGCUGGCACCAGCUGUUUCUCCCCUCUGCCCCCAACUGCGUCCUACAGCCCCCCAUCCUGCCCCCUGCCUGCUGCUAGCCCCUGCUUCCCGUGCCCCACAGCAGGCACAGGACAACGCUGCAGCUGUGCCACCAUUCUACUGUCACCCAUCCUGUUCUCCGUGGCCAUGGCCCAGUGCAGGAGCGUUGGUUCACUGCGGCUACUGAAAGGAACUGCUGCACCCAGGAUGGUUUCUGAGCCUGGAAACAACCUCGAGGGGGUGAGGGCAGGGCAAGCCCAGCUGGGCACUGGUCAGCCUGGCAGUGGUACUUGUUCUGUUGGGCAGGGAAGGACGGCAGCUGGCAGUGGUGCUGUGCCCAUCCAUGUGCAGCAUCACCCAGCGCUGGAGCAGGCACCCUCAGGGUGGCAGCACCCCUCCUUUCUGCAGAGGGUCCUGCCACCUCCUCACCCACAGGGGGCUGUGCCCAGCACCCCCAGACUGCAGCCUUUCAGCAGCCAUGCCCAAAGCAGGAGUGACUGCUGAGCCUGUACUGCUAACCUGGGCAUCACUCUGCACCCCAGGGCUCCCACCCCCCCCCGAGGUAGCCAUGCCCCGCCACCCGCACUGUGCUGCCUGUGCCCGCCUCCUGCCCAGUGAGGCAGCUCCGGCAGCCCGGGCUCGCUGCGGUGUGGGCAGUGCUGUGGGGGUAUGGGACGGAGCUGCUACUGCCUCUGCUCAAGGACGGACCCGGGGUGGGAGCGGUACCACUUUGCCCUCUGCUGUGCCCACAGCCCGCCAGUCCAGUGUGCCACUACUAGAGAUUGUGAUACAAUAUACAGUAUUUUCAAUAGGGGAAAAACUCGGGGCGGGGGAGGGGGGAGGGAGAGAGAUAAGCUCUAUUUUCAGAUUUUUCAGACCAUAUAUUUUUUACGGCAUACUGGAAACUGGCCGGUCCCUGCAUGGUGCAAGGGGCAAGGGCGGGUGCUGAGGGAGCAGCAAACUGUGGGUUUGCCCUUUGCCAACAGGGAAAGGAGGGCCCGUGUCGCCUGCAGGCAUCCAGAGGUGACCUGGAAGGGGGGACAGCUCAGCCCCCUCCAGGCACCCAAGGGUGGGCACGGCGCCCUGCCCUGCUGCAGGGCUGUGUA